Molecule: messenger RNA, 1446 nt
Organism: Suillus bovinus
Lineage: Eukaryota; Fungi; Basidiomycota; Agaricomycetes; Boletales; Suillaceae
Exons: 7
Coding region: 1-1446 (481 amino acids)
Molecular function (GO): acyltransferase activity, transferring groups other than amino-acyl groups
Source: RefSeq, a predicted model, not a curated record
AUGUCUCCACCAGUCAUUCAGUACGUUGUUCCCAAGGAACCCACUAUACUUGCAGGUCGUGAAUCCGUUGAUCUUCCAGGUUACGACCUAUGGCUGCACUUUGUGGACAAUGUCCAUGCAUUCGAUGGGUCCAUUGAUAUCAAGCGUUUUCACGACGCCCUAGCAAGCACUUUGCAAAUGUACCCUCAUGCCGCGGGAAAACUGUGCACAACUGGCGGUCGUUGGUUUAUCCAGUUGACAAAUUCUGGACUGGCUGUUGAGGCUGUGGAUCGCAAAAAAGAGUUGUCCACCUCUUUUAUUCAAGGAGACUGGGUCAUUCAGGACGACCUUUCACCCUUGCUCAGCCAACCACCGCCAGAUGCUACCAUCGUCAAUGGUAGUGCUUCCCUGGUUCGUUUCAAGAUAACAGCGUUCAAAGAUAGAACAAUUCUUGCAGUAUCUUGGCACCACACUCUCGGAGAUGCGGUGGCGCUUUUUCGGUUCAUGAAAACAUUGUCUCUGUUCUACCAAGGUGCCGAUCCAGAUUUUUCUCCUCCAACUUUCGACAAACAUCAGUACCGGACACCGGAGCCAUCUACGUCCUCGGACUUUCUUCAACUGAUACCUCAUUUGUGGUUCUCUUACCCUUUCGAUGAGCUGCAGGUCAAAUAUGCUGAGGCCUGUGAGGACCUGGAAAAUCUAAGAUGGAGAUUUCAUGAACAUCAUCUUCAUGCACUCCAUUCCAUGCUCAGUGUCAAUGAGGUCUAUCUUUCACGGCACGAUUGCCUCACAGCGUAUAUGGUCACUCUGCUGAAUCGUUCUAUGCCUAAGCCCAUUCGCAUGGUCACGAAUGUCGCUAAUUUUCGGCGUGUCGAAGCUCAUUAUAUUGCAAACAAUGUCGCAGGGAAUGCUAUCCAGAAUAUCUCGACUGCGACCCUCCCAUCCCAUAUGCGAGGUAUUGCCAUUGCUGUGCGGGAAUCAAUCGUUCGGUGCCGUGACCAGAUAUUUCUCGAGGAUUGGAUGGCUGUGACAAGCGAUAUCAUGCUAGCAACUGCCAAUGCUGGGAAAUAUUUUCUCUUUGCUUCACGUCCUAACGUGAUGACAAUUAAUUCUAAUAUCGCGAUUGACUGGUGUGACGCUCACUUCGGUUUCCCUGAUUCUUCCAGUUUUUUCACAACUGGGAGUUCGAUGUUCUAUUUUCGGCCCUUCAAAUCGAACCCUGCGCUACUAUGCGAUGGCACUUGGCGAUCCCGAAAAGGCUCCGUAGACGUUUCCAUGGGCGUUCCGAGAGAUCUGAAGACCAAGCUUGUAGAUCGCCUAGCGUUGGAUUUUGAGACAAUCCUUUAUCGGUCACCAAGGGACACUAGCGAGCUGCAAAUGGAUGCCGAUGCCUACGGUAAUUCGGUUUGCGUCGGCAAGACUCCGGGCACGUCUCACAACACAACAGCGCGUUGUAAAAAAUCGUGA